GGACGACGAAAGAAAGUGGCGACGACAUGACGGACAUCGUCGUAGCUGAUCUGGACUCGUACGUUAAUGUUGAACUCAGCACAGAAAACAACGCAGCUGGACAUAAUGUGCUUGAUAUAACUCAAGCUCUGUUUCAGAAUGAAGACGAGGCACAGGAAGGAGAGAGUGAUGAUGAUGAGGAUGGGGACGACAGUGGCACAGACCACUUUAACGCUGAUAAGUCAGGGACCCAGCUGCAGAGAUGUGAGCGCCAAGGAGGGGCCAACUCAAACCUGCCCGACACCUUACAGACAGGACACCUGCUGUUCUACGAGAGGUUCAAAGCGUUCCAGGACUACAUACUGGGUGACUGUAAGCCCUCAGAAGUGAAGGACUUCACAGCAGACUACCUGGAGAAAGUUGUGGAGACGUGUGAUUGGCAGGCUGUGUGGUCUACAGAUGUGUUUGAUGUUCUGGUGGAGGUGUGUGAUGUGGACUUUCCGGAUCUGAAGGCGUGUGUGAAGCCGGUGCUGCCUCUGCAGUUUGAGGCCAGAGGCUGCGAGCUCAACGAGGAGACUAUGAACACUCUGCUGGAGGCUACUCAACACAAGCUGCCCCUGCAGGAGCUCCAGGUGGUCUAUGAGGAGUCUGGAGACUUUGACCAGACCGCCCUCGCCAUUGAGCACCUCAGAUUUUUCUACAAGCACAUCUGGAGGCAGUGGGACGAGGAAGAUGAAGAUGAUGACUUUGACUACUUUGUUCGUUGUGUGGAGCCUCGUCUAAGGCUCUACUACGACAUGUUGGAGGACAGAGUCCCAUCAGGCCUGGUGGUAGAGUACCAGUCCUUACUGGAAAACUGCCUCCAGUGCUUCCAGCAGUUCUUGGCGCUGCGCAGCUCCCUCAGCAGCGACUCUGACUCUGAGCCAGACAACGUGUCCAUGGUGGAGGGCCUGAAGCUCUGCGAUCAGCUGGAGACAUUCAAACGCAAGCUGCACAUAAUCGAGAACCCCUUGUUGAGGUAUGUGCUGGGCUACAAGGGUAACAACAGGCAGCAGAGUGUGCAGUGUCGUGGACUGAGAGCUUCAGGUAUUAAGGUGGUCCAUGUGGUCACAGCAUCCUGCACCAGCUUUCAGCUCCAGUCCCUCCUCAAUGACCGACUGCUGCCUCAGUGCUCCUCUGAGGACACUGAAAUCCAGUUCCACAGAGACCCUGUAUCAGCGGUGGAUUCAUGCUAUCAGGGUGACGUGGUCAUUAUUCUGCCGGGGAACUACAGUGUUACCAGCUCCAUCUUCCUGCCAGACUCCAUCAGUAUAGAAGGCUUCGGGCUCCCUGAUGAAGUGGUGAUAGAGAAGAAAAACAAAGGGGACUCUUUCGUCGAGUCCACGGGAGGUGACAUCAGAAUGUCCAACAUCAAGUUCAUCCAGCACGACGCCAUCGAAGGCAUUCUGUGUGUGCGUCAGGGGAAUCUGACCAUGGAGAACUGUGUGAUGCAGUGUGAGACCACCGGAGUCAUCGUCCGAGCAUCUGCCCACCUCACUAUGAACAUGUGUGACCUUUAUGGCUCCAAGGGGGCUGGUAUAGAGAUUUACCCAGGCAGUGUAUGCAGUCUGGUCGGCAACGGCAUCCACCACUGUAAGGAUGGGAUCCUCAUCAAGGACUUUGCUGAUGAGCUGGACGUGAUGCCGUCCAUCACCAUGGAGAACAACGUAAUCCACAACAACGAAGGCUAUGGGGUGAUUCUAGUGAAAACAGGAAACGGCAAGGACCAAAAAGUUCCUCAAGACAAAAGUGAAGAAGACCUUGCCAGAGAAGAUGCUGGACAGACCGCCGAGCACCUCAGCAGCAUAUCAACAACCCCGAGCAGCAGCAGCAGCAGCUCAGUGUCCACAGAGAACAGCAACAACAGCGCAGACGGUGACGCAACCGCCACCUCAGGCAGGAAGUGGCAGUUCUGCCGGCAGCUGAGCAGAAACAAGGAGGCGUCCUGCAGCCGAGCCGUGCAGAACCUGAUGGACCACGAGAUAUUCGUCUCUAUCCAGGGAAACCAGUUCAGGCGCAACGGCAUGGGCGACUUCGGCACUUUUUUCUGCUGAGAAACUAUUUGAGACUGUCUGUAACUAACGUCUUUUUAAGAGCACCGAACAGCGACAGAGUAUUUUUGAGCAAUAGCUUAAUAUUUUAAAAUGAAAUGAAUAUUGCUGAAAAAUAUUUUCAGCUGUCGACUGAGCUGAUUCAGAGUUUAGAUGCUCUGUAAAUGCAGUGAGCAUGAUGUGAUGAGUUAAGCUGCUUACACACACACACACACACACUUCCUCUAUUGAAGCAAUGAUGAAUGACCCCCUCUCUUGAACUUGCACGAAUGCUUUUAUCUUAUUUAUUCCUCUGUGCUCUCAACUCAAG
This is a messenger RNA of Scomber scombrus (Atlantic mackerel), 2379 nucleotides long. RefSeq names its product SHC SH2-domain binding protein 1 (gene shcbp1). The record is from RefSeq and is a predicted model, not a curated record. Lineage: Eukaryota; Metazoa; Chordata; Actinopteri; Scombriformes; Scombridae. The coding region runs from base 27 to 2072 and encodes 681 amino acids. The transcript is spliced from 13 exons. Gene Ontology annotation, biological process: fibroblast growth factor receptor signaling pathway.